AUGCUUUUCCGUCCAAGAAUUGCUUUCAGACUCAUGUCCACUUCCAUGAUGCAAGCAAGCGCCUUCCCCCAUAACGAAGACACCACCAAAAUCUCUCCUAUGGUCUACGACAAAGAAGGGACUAUUGUUCCACGCAACUAUUUAGUCCUCAGAAAAGAAGAAGAGAUUGAAAAAUACGUCCUUAACUUGCUUCACAAUUAUUUCCGCACGUGCAAUAAAGCGGCUCUUUCUAUUAAUAGCUAUCUCCCUGAUCAUGGACUAGACAGCUUGGACGCCGUUGAACUUGUAGUAAGGAUGGAAGAUGAGCUUGGCUAUGUCAUCCCUGCUGAAGCACUUCCAGCUUUUAAGAAUGCCAGAGCUUUCGUGAACUAUAUCAAACAGACUGAAGACUUUAAAGCUGAGUUUAAUAAAAACCCAAUAAACUAA
This is a messenger RNA of Blepharisma stoltei, 426 nucleotides long. Lineage: Eukaryota; Ciliophora; Heterotrichea; Heterotrichida; Blepharismidae. The record is from the annotation of a GenBank genome assembly.